GAGGGGGAAGCUGUUCCCCCCCCCCCCCCGAAGGAAAUUGAAAACGUUAAGUAUUUGCGCAAAGUAAUGGGGGAUGCCUCAAGAAUCCACUUACUCCGAGCCUUCUUAAUCCUGCCCUGCCUACUUGUCUUUGUGUCGGAGACCUGAGGGGGAUGUAUCGUGGUUAAUCGGAACUGAUUUUAGUGUGAGCUGAUGGAAAGCCUCCUCCUGCGUUAAUGAGGGAACAUCCGUCGUGUCCCAAGAGUGUUGCUUGGCGGAUGCCACCAAGAACACAUGCAGUACCUCUAAGAGCACUUCAAGGAAUGCCCAUCCGAGGACCAUCAGAAAGCAUUCAGGUCAGUCACAUCACGCAGUCUCUUGGCAUACUCCUCUUUGAUAUGACCCCGGACGAUACCCCGGACCCCGGAAGUCCAUAG
Molecule: messenger RNA, 416 nt
Organism: Darwinula stevensoni
Lineage: Eukaryota; Metazoa; Arthropoda; Ostracoda; Podocopida; Darwinulidae
Source: the annotation of a GenBank genome assembly